Messenger RNA from Lactuca sativa (garden lettuce), 1754 nucleotides. Its product is annotated as mitogen-activated protein kinase 9. Lineage: Eukaryota; Viridiplantae; Streptophyta; Magnoliopsida; Asterales; Asteraceae. Gene Ontology annotation, molecular function: MAP kinase activity; ATP binding. The record is from RefSeq and is a predicted model, not a curated record. Gene Ontology annotation, biological process: protein phosphorylation.
UCACCAAAAACUUGUGGACAAAUACUACAGCGAGUUUUAUGGGGAUAUCAACAUUCGUGGAUGAGAUUCUUCGGUGGUUUCAACGACAUAAUCAUCUGUCUUCUUCUCCCACUUCCACUAACCCCAAUGUCGUUCUGAAUCCCGAUUAUGAACCCAGACAAUCAUUAUCAUUAUCAUUAUCAAGUACCCAACUCACAAUUUUUGAAGAGUUCGAUCUUCCUGCGUUUAAGAAGAUCAGAGUUCCAAAACGCAUCGCAUUCCCAUCUUUAACCUCCGUCCCAAUGGAUCCUCUCAAAAGGCUGGAAAGAGAGUUCUUCACCGAAUAUGGAGAGGCAGGAAGAUAUGAAGUUCAAGAAGUGGUUGGAAAAGGCAGUUAUGGUGUUGUAGGGUCCGCCACUGAUAAGCAAACAGGAGACAGGGUUGCGAUUAAGAAGAUCAAUGAUGUUUUUGAGCAUGUAUCUGAUGCCACAAGAAUUCUUAGAGAAAUCAAACUCCUUCGGUUGCUUAGGCAUCCAGAUAUUGUUGAAAUUAAGCAUAUAAUGCUUCCUCCUUCAAGAAGAGAGUUUAGAGACAUUUAUGUAGUGUUUGAAUUGAUGGAGUCUGAUCUUCAUCAGGUUAUUAGAGCAAAUGAUGAUCUCACACCUGAACAUUAUCAGUUCUUCUUAUACCAACUUCUUCGUGGACUAAAGUAUAUUCACACAGCAAAUGUGUUUCAUCGAGAUUUAAAACCAAAAAACAUUCUUGCUAAUGCUGACUGUAAGUUGAAGAUUUGUGACUUUGGGCUUGCUCGUGUAUCAUUUAAUGAUGCACCUUCAGCCAUAUUCUGGACAGAUUAUGUUGCAACUCGAUGGUAUCGUGCUCCUGAACUAUGUGGCUCCUUUUUCUCUAAAUAUACUCCGGCUAUUGAUAUUUGGAGCAUUGGAUGCAUAUUUGCAGAGAUGCUUACUGGGAAACCGUUGUUUCCUGGAAAGAAUGUUGUUCAUCAGUUGGAUCUCAUGACUGAUUUACUCGGAACUCCUCCUCCCGAAUCUAUUGCAAGGAUUCGCAAUGAAAAAGCAAGAAGGUAUCUUAAUAGUAUGCGAAAGAAACAACCUGUUCCCUUCACACACAAAUUUCCACAUGUUGAUCCGUUGGCUCUUAAACUACUUGAACGCCUACUUGCAUUUGAUCCAAAAGAUCGUCCAUCGGCUGAAGAGUCAUUAGCGGAUCCUUACUUUAAAGGGCUGGGGAAUGCGGAUAGAGAACCAUCAACUCAGCCCAUAUCAAAACUUGAAUUUGAAUUCGAAAGGAGGAAAUUGGGAAAAGAUGAUGUCAGGGAGUUGAUUUAUCGAGAGAUUUUGGAGUACCAUCCUCAGAUGCUUCAGGAAUAUUUACGUGGCGGUGAACAGACUAGCUUCUUGUACCCAAGUGGGGUUGACCGCUUUAAGCGUCAGUUUGCACAUCUUGAGGAAGGUUUCGGAAAAGGUGGAAAUAGUAAUACCACUCCACUGCUAAGGCAACAUGCCUCACUUCCUAGGCAACGAGUUCCUGCACCAAAGGAGGAAGGAAGUUCUCAAGAAGAUUUGGACAAACGACCAGAAUAUGUUGCUUCGACACUCGAGAGUCCACCACAACAGGCUGAAGGUGGAGAAAAUAAAGGAAAUUACAGUGCUCGAAGCCUGUUAAAGAGUGCAAGUAUCAGUGCUUCCAAGUGUAUAGGAUCCAAAGGAAUACGAGAGGAAGAAUCGGAUUCCGAGCAACAAGAUGCGGAGUAG